Molecule: messenger RNA, 339 nt
Organism: Aphanomyces astaci
Lineage: Eukaryota; Oomycota; Saprolegniomycetes; Saprolegniales; Verrucalvaceae
Exons: 1
Coding region: 1-339 (112 amino acids)
Source: RefSeq, a predicted model, not a curated record
AUGAAGCAACCAAAGCGAAAUGCCGACGACUGUCCUGCGACGCUGGAGCCGACGAGACGCGUCAGUGUCCUUGGUCGCAUGGAGGAAUCUCCAAUUGUAACUGUUGUGGCUUUAAUCGACUCGUUGGAUGAAGCCGAAGUAUUUCUUCUGAAAUUCCCCCAAUUCACGCUUGCAGUGCUACAUGGGCGCAUCGUCUUCACCGAGCGCCGUGUUUCUGGGUCUAGGGUGCUGACUGUCGAUUUUGUGGCUGCCGACGACGAUGCACCGAUUGAUGACCUGCAACUACGAACAUGCAAGGCAUCUGGCGACACGAGGCGUCACAACAUUCUGUACCUUUAA